Pangasianodon hypophthalmus (striped catfish) is the source of this 1151-nucleotide messenger RNA. RefSeq lists its product as uncharacterized. The transcript is spliced from 4 exons. The coding region runs from base 136 to 618 and encodes 160 amino acids. Lineage: Eukaryota; Metazoa; Chordata; Actinopteri; Siluriformes; Pangasiidae. The record is from RefSeq and is a predicted model, not a curated record.
GAUGGCUUUUGGGCUUUGGAUGCUGAUAUAAGAGUGCAACUCCAGACAUUGUUGCUUCAUUGUCAGCACAUACAGUUGUAAUAAUCUAAGCCUUGGAUAUCAUUGACCACAAGAGCACAGUCAUCACUCUAAAGGAUGAUGAGAUUGAAGAGGGAUCUGAUCCUGCUGCUGCUCAUCUCUUUAUGUGUCGCUCAGAAGAAGAGCACUCAGGAAACAUGGGAGCACAGAGACAAAACAAAUGGUAAAAGCUGCUCAAACCUGACCCAAGUGCUGGACAACUGGAAAUAUGCCAUCAUGUACCAGGUGAAGGAUCUGCUGGUCAAUGACCAUGCCUCAGUCUUACCUGAGUAUGUGAGGAUCAAGUCUCUGUCUGAUGCAGUAGAUGACCUCUAUAAGCAAUUCAACACUCUGAAGGACAACCUGGCCAAACUCACCAGUAAAUUCGAUAAAGUGGAGGACUUUGUGGAUGAGCUGCAGGCAGGGAAGAUACCCAAAGCCUGGCUGUGGAAGGCACCACAGCGUCCACCCUUGAGAGUGCCGACCCAGACACCAAUGAGGGCCUCGGGCAGAGGACAGUGGGUUCGGAGGGCAAGAGCCAGGAGAGGCCCUGGUACUUAGUGGACUUUAGUGGAAUAUUGACAGGGGGUGGGGGGGUGUUCAUUGGAUAAAUAAGGGUGCUUAGCUUCCUAAAAGAGUUCUAGUUGGCACCCUUCCUGAUAGGGAAACGAUCUUUAAGGGUUCCUACUAUGGUACAACCGAAGAGCCCAAGGGUUUUAAAUGUCUUUGAACGAGUUUUCUUCAUUACACAGUAUGAAUGAGAAUAUAUACAUUUAUAUACAUCACCCAAAGAUGGUAACACUGACAAAUGCCAUUAGCAUUGUUUUCAUUAUAAGGAACAUUAUCAUUUAAGAUGGUGAUUUAUUUUUUAUUAAAAUGCAAAGCUUUGCCUACAAUAUCUAGUUUUAAAAUUAGCAGCCAAAUCAGCAGGGCUGAUUACACCUGCUUUGGCAAAUCUAUAUAUAAAAUCUUUAUAUAAAAGUAGAUUUAUGAGAAAUGUAUAAAUAAAAUUGGCUGUUUAUCAGAUACAAGAUAUGUUUUGAUCACAUGUAUUUUGUUAAAUGUGUGCUAUAAUAAUAAAAUUUACACAUGGG